CCCCCCGCCCCCGGGACACGGGAGAGGCAAAAGAAUUUGGGGCGGUAGAAGAAGUAAUAAUAAGCCGGGAGAGGAGAGAGCAGCCAGGCGCCGGACUCUGUAAGCUGGAGACAAAGAGAGAGGACCACUUGUCUGCAGUUCAAUUAGUCUCUCUGAGCUUGAUGCGUUGCAACCACACAGGCGGGAUGCCUCGAGGAGACUUCAACAUUUACUUUGCCAGCAGUCGACGCGGACUUGUAAGAGCCGAGGAGGCAGUGGGCGUUGCUCUGCUGGUGAUCAUCCUGGCUGCUCUCAUCCUCCUGGGCUGCUGGUACUUUAAGAGGAGGGGUGGCUACAAGAAAAUCAGGAGUGCCAGGUCGGGGUCGCCGGGUUUCACAGGAGGUCAGUACUCGGAGGAAGGACCCUCUGCGGAAAACAAGAUGGCGCUCACCGACUUUGGCAGCCUGCGGUCUGUGAUGCCAAACGCUCCUCCCGCCUAUGAAAAGAUCUCCUCAGGCCCGAUGCCUCCUCCCUAUUCACCAUGAAAGGACACCCAAAAGAAGAGGGGCAACAUUGCAUGUUGCCUGAUGUUAAACUUGUACGUCUAAACUGCACAUAUGGUCUAAAAAAAAACGAUUAAAACACUACAACAAGGAGUCUGUGUAGAAGAAACCCCCCCCCAAAAAAAACAAGUAGGGGGUACAGAUGUUUAUUAUUAUUGAUUCCAUGCUUUGAUCACCACGUUAGUUCCAUGAAAAUGUACCUAUGUAGAAAAUACUCUAUAUGGUAGAAAAUAAAUAAAGAGUGAGUGCAAAACAUGUAGUACAAAUCCAACAGAUCUAGUAUUUACAUUUACUAAAAUGUAGUUUCCAAACUCUUAUGAACAGACUGAGUGUAUAAACAACUAUCACACAUUUAAUUGUAGCAUCCAAAUAA
Messenger RNA from Entelurus aequoreus (snake pipefish), 915 nucleotides. It is a transcript of the gene mlana, whose product is annotated as melan-A. The record is from RefSeq and is a predicted model, not a curated record. NCBI's taxonomy places the organism in Eukaryota, Metazoa, Chordata, Actinopteri, Syngnathiformes, Syngnathidae. The coding region runs from base 162 to 524 and encodes 120 amino acids. Gene Ontology annotation, cellular component: melanosome. The transcript has 5 exons.